CCCAGGAAGGGAAGAACCAUUCCUAGCCAGAGAAGGGCCACACUCAAAUAGAGAGGGCCCAUACCCAGUGGGUGAACGGCAUUUCUCGGGUGGCCCACCUCCUGGAGAUGAGAGGGGUCCCCACUUUCAAGGCGGGCUGCCAGAACAACGUCCAUAUUUCCGGGAUAAGGAACAGCCUGUGGGUGGAGGCCCGCGAGAGGGACCCUAUCCGAUAGACGAAGAAACAUAUCGUGGUAAACCAUACGGACAAGGCGGCCAACGUCCGGACGACAGGACUCGGUAUUCGGGCAAGGGCAUCACCGUCAACGACCGGCGGGAUCGGGAGCAACAUCCCGGAGACGAGAGAGGGAGCCACCGUGAGCCUGCAGGGAGACCUGACGAUAGAGCGCGCUAUCCGCCGGAAGGGGAAAGACCACCAUUUUACGGAGGCCCGCCGGGAGACCGCGAUAAUGGAUUCGAAACGAUAUUAGGCGGUCAUAAUCCUGACGAGGAUGGGAAAGAUCCGUUAGAUGGCUACGCGUAUGACGGGCCCCGAAAUAACGUGCAUCAAGGCAGCGUCUAUCCUGGUAGGGACUCCCCCCAGUAUGGCGACAGUUACGACAUAGGCGGCAGUUCCGGACGAGGACGCGAUGGUUACCGUGAAGACCGGCGGGGAGGCAGCGGCUACACUGACCCGUACAAGGGCGGCUCGUCGCGGGGCUACGUAGACUAUACAGGCAACCACGUCGGAAAGGUCACAGGUAUUAACGUAGAGUGCAAACACGGAGACUAUACCAAGUCGAUGCACAUCACGAUUACGUUCGACGGCGUCUUUGACGGAAAGGUCUACGCUAAGGGUUACUACGACAUCCCGCACUGCUCGGCUUACGGCACAGGUGCUGAUUACGUCACGCUCGUGCUACCGCUAGACGGCUGUGGCAUGGAAGAGAUAACGCAUGACUUCGGAGCGUCGUCACGAGGCGAUGACUACCACGGCUACGGAGUCUCCUACUCGACGACCAUCAUCGUCAUGUUCCAGACGUACACGGGCGUGCUCGAGGAAUGGGACAAGGUCUUCUCCGUCAAGUGCGACAACGACAAGCUGCCGGAGAAAGUGCUCAAGUUCGGCCUCGAAGUUCCGGACGUUCACGCGACGGUUGUGCCGACAUACAAAGCGAAGAUCCCGGAUGUUUACCUGUCUGUUGUUGGUGGCAAGGAUAUGUACGGACCGCCGACUACUAGUCUUUAUGUAGGAGAACGCGCUGCUCUGCUCAUCAUAGCUCAUGAUACGUCGUACUACGACAUAAAAGUGGUGAACUGUUAUGCACACGACGGAAAGAAUAGACAUAAGAUUCUACUUAUUGAUAACAACGGGUGUCCGGCUGCGCAAAAGAUUAUCGGAGCUGUACAGAAGGACACAGACCAGCCUGGCUACGGGAAGAGCGCCUACUAUGCAUACUUCAAGGCUUUCAAGUUUCCCGACAACAACAACGUGUACUUCCAAUGUUCAGUGAGAAUUUGUCAUCAGCAAUGUGAUGUGCAUUCAUGUAGAGACAAAUACGGCGGCAGUGGUUACGGCUCUGACCGCCGCAAUGAUGGCUACGGAAAUGAUGUAUACGGAGGAGGAGGCGGUGGUGGGUACGGUGAGGACGACCGCUACGGAUACGGCAGCGAUUCAGGUGGAUACGCCGACAUACUCUACAGGCGCAAGCGGAACGUUGAGGACCUUCACCACGGUCUACCGGAGUUCUGGAACGGUACGGUAUUGUUCGGUAACCAUAGCGACGACUCGGCUGCGAACUUGACGGGAAUAGUGGAGGACGAGAGGGAGGUGUCGCGUGGCAUAACCAUCGUCAUGCCGGGAGAGGAAGAGGCCGAGAUUACCGAACUGAAAGCGCACAACCGCUGGCCGGCGGAGGUGACGGGGGUCUGCGUGGAUCGUGUUGCGCUGUACGGAGCCGCGGCCGGCGCCGGCAGCGUCAUCGUAAUCCUCAUCGUCGCAACCGUCAUCUUCUACUCGCGGCUGAACACGCUCCGUAACAUGCAGCACCGCAAGCAGGCCGAAGACAGGAUACUCGAGAAGAAACAUCGCAGAAUGCAGCGAUAGUAGAUGCACCUGUCCACUUCACAUCGCAUAUACAAGACAGAUGGAUGGAUAGAUGGAUGAAUGGAUGGUCAUAAAUUGGAUGGAUGGAUGGAUUGAUGAAUGGAUAUAUAGUCACGUUUAAGAUAUCAACGGUGGCCACAUUUAGAAUAAUGAUGGUGAACGAACGAAUCAUCCACUACUGCCCCCGGUCAGCAAGAUAAUAAAAGGACCAUGUACAAUUGUAUACGGUCUUUGAUUAUAUAUAUAUAUAUAUAGUGAGAGAGCAAACCUACUACUAUUAUUAUUAUAAGUGUACAGUAUUGCGUAGUGAAUUAAGUCCUUCAUAUGUCCAUAAGUUAUGAUAAUAUAAAAUAAACCUGUUUCCAUAUA
Priapulus caudatus is the source of this 2455-nucleotide messenger RNA. Its product is annotated as cuticlin-1-like. Lineage: Eukaryota; Metazoa; Priapulida; Priapulimorpha; Priapulimorphida; Priapulidae. The coding region runs from base 782 to 2086 and encodes 434 amino acids. The transcript has 11 exons. The record is from RefSeq and is a predicted model, not a curated record.